AAAUAUUGGUAGCUAAUAAGGAUCGUGUAGUUGAUAUAUUUCAAGAAUUCGUUACAUCAGAUGAAGAUGGAGUAUUAGAAUGGGGAAAUUAUUAUAUAAAGCUAUGGAGAUUAGCAUCUUUAAAUUAUAAUUAUUCAAAUAUUGCUGAAGAAGAUUAG
Messenger RNA from Dentiscutata heterogama, 158 nucleotides. NCBI's taxonomy places the organism in Eukaryota, Fungi, Glomeromycota, Glomeromycetes, Diversisporales, Gigasporaceae. The record is from the annotation of a GenBank genome assembly.